CCCUGCUCAGUGCCUAGCAGUAACAUGGCCGUGAUACAGAAGAAGGAACAGAGAGAGACCCCCAGCAAGAAGACAGCACCCCAAGAAGACAGAAAGGGUGUUUCUACCAGAGAUACUCAAGACAACCAGAAAAAGGACAGCAGAGCCGGGAGACAGGGAGAAAAAGGCAAUGAAGACAUAAAGCCCAAUAAUUCAGAGAAGAGAAGAGCAGUCAUCUGUGUCCCUGCCUCCAUCAAAUCAGCUGUGAUCAGUAACAACACAACCAGUCCUGGAAACCCAGCAGGGCCACAGGCGCUGAAGGUUGAUGAGAGGCUGAGACUAGCGAAGGAGCGGAGGGAGGAGCAGGAGAAUCAGCUUGUGUCCAGAGAGCUGAGCUGGUUGGCUCGGGAGGAGCGGGCCAGGCGUCUCUAUGAGCAGCGGCUGGAGGAGAGGAAGAGGAGGCUGCAGGAGCAGAGAGAGAAGGAGGAGAAGCGAAGGACAGCUCUUGAGCGGAGGGAGGAGCUUAAAAAACAGCUUAUUUCCAGAGAGCUGGGCCGGUUGGCUCGAGAGGAGCGGGCCAGGUGUCUCUAUGAGCAGCAGCUGGAGGAGAGGAAGAGGAGGCUGCAGGAGCAGAGAGAGAAAGAGGAGAAGAGGCGCACUGCCGUGGAGGAGAAAAGGAGGCAGAGGAUGAAGGAGGAGACAGAGCGCUAUGAGUCUGUGGUGAAGAAGACCUUGGAGAAGAGCCAGAGGGCCAAACAGAGACUGAGCCAGGGCUCUCGAGGAAGGAAGACCGACAACAAAAGCGCUCCUCGCCACUCCCCCCUGACUGCCUGGGAGAGGGCUCUGGUCUGCCGCCUCCUCACCCCAACAUGCUCCUACCUAGCCAGGAGCAGGAGUCAUAGUUGUCAGUCAAGAGAAGAGGAAGUUGUCCAUGUUUGUCCCCGUUCAGUUUCAUGCCACUCCAUGUCUGCCACUGCCACCAACUCUCACAAAUCACCCCACCGCUCUGGACCACCUGACCACCACUGGGUGCAGUCAGGCCUCCAGGCAGACUACCGGUCUGGACCACCUGACCACCACUGGGUGCAGUCAGGCCUCCAGGCAGACUCCCGGUCUGGACCACCUGAUCACCACCGGGCACAGUCACUCUUCCAGGCAAAUCUCCGGGCAGACUACCGGUCUAUCAUCCGGGCAAACUACCAGUUAAAAGCAGCACAGCAGAAGGAGAGUGAGAGGACGGUCAGACAGCAGCCUUACAUAACCAAUGCUCCCGUGAAAGUGUUACCCACAAACCCACAGAGCAGAGAUGCAGUGCCCUCUCCAGAACGUAAACCUGUGAUCAGACACAAACCUGUGAUCAGACAGCCUCCAUCAAAGCAGGUUGGGCUGGAACUGGACCCUGUUCCGGAGGAGGAUGGUCCUCCAGUCUCCAACCAAACCCUCUCCCCUGGAAACUCACGGCCCAGCCAGACCAUCUCUCCUUGGGCUCCAGUCCCCAAUCACACCCUCUCCCCCGGGAACUCACGACCUAUCAGGAUCUCAGCAGCAGCAUGGGACCAGGUCCAACCAUUCCUAGGCUCACCUGAGGACGAUACAGGUGAUAGUCAGCAUCUAAAAGUGCAAGCCCCCCUUCCUGGAGCCCCCUCCUGCCCCAGGUCCUCUGCUGGCACCAUGGAUCCAGAGGAGGCCUCACGUCUCCUGGCCGAGAAGAGAAGAGAGGCCCAUCUGAAGAGAGAGAGAGAGGAGGAGGAAUGCCUGCGCAGGGAGGAGGUAGAGAGGCGAGGCAGAGAGGAGCUGGAGUGCAGGAGGGCAGAGGAACGAGCACGGCUCGAGGCUGAGGCCCAGUGGCUGGCAGAGGAGAGGAAGAGGAGGGAGGAAGAGGAGCAGAGACAUGUAGAGGAGGAGAGAGCCCUCAGAGCCACGCAGGAAGCUGCUCUCCUCCAGAAACAGAGAGAGGAGGAGGAGGCCCAGGCCAGGGACAAGGCAGAGCAGCAGAGGCUGCAGAGAGAGAAGCACUUCCAGAAGGAGGAGGAACAACGACAGGAGAGGAAAAAGCGACUGGAGUUGAUCAUGAGGAGGACUAGGAAGACCACAACUGAAGAUAAAAAAAAGCCUGUCCUGAAUGGGAAGUCAAACAGGAACUCCUCCUCUCCAGAGGAAGCCCAACCAAAAAAGAACACUGAGCCUGUGAAGAACGGCAACGGCACUUUAGAAGAGGUCAUCAACCUAGGGGUCGGGACGGGGACCAAGCUGUCCAAUCUAGGUCUGAGUGGCGUGGAAGACAACAUAGUUCCUGUCGUGGCCUUCAAAGAACGGAGGUCCCUGAUAACUCUGACAGGCAUGGAGGAGAUCCAGUCCCAUCAGAGUACAGGUGAGAACUCAUCACCACAUCCUCCAUCAGCUCAUCUAUACUCUCUAUGCUAUGUAGAUAUUACACUAGAGUCCUGAACGAAUGAGCCCCCCAAAAGUCCAAGAUUUCUACUUCGGGCAACGCCAAGAGGUUAUGGGCUCUCAAUAUUCAAUGUGUGAUUCGAACCCUGAAGCUGAUUACAUAGCUAAGGUCUCUCAAUCAUUUUUUGGUAUGUGCCUCUAAGUCUAAGUAUGAACUGAAUCCACUGAUUUGAUCUUAUUAACCCAUUUCUAUCACGUACUCCUUAGAAGUUAUCUGAGUAUCGUACAGAUCAGAGGGGGGAGACAACCCAUCCACGAAUCUUUCCACAGCUGUGGUGUUUUUUCCUUUUUCAACAAAGAAAGCAAUAACUUCAGCAUUUUUUUCCUGCCCUGCACUUUUAGAGAGAGCAUGUGAUAAGAAACAAACAUUUCUCUGGAGGACUUUCCUAUCUCGAAAGGAGAUCACCACCGUUUGGUCACAUUUCUCUUUAAUCCAAAAUGGCACGAGCUGCAUGUGGCAUCACCAUCUACAUUCUGAAACACUAGACAGGGGAGCUUGUUCAGUGUUGCUGCAAUGACAAUGUCUUAUCUACUCUGUAAAUGAGGGUCCAUGCCUCCUAGCUGUAGAUUUAAAGUGAUUAAAUUAAUAGUUUGAUAUGGUGGGCGUUAGAUACAUUAAUACAUUGUGUAAAGAUGUAUUCUGUCUAUACAUUUUUUACUGUAUUGGUGCUGAAGGUCUCACAAUCUUGACUGAUGUUUUUAGUCAUGUGCUGUAGCUUAUUCCCUAAGCUUUUCCUAACUAUGCUGCUAUUUGAGCACUUUGCCUUCCAGUUAGUAGGAUAGUGGUGUGCUAGUUUCUGACCAAAAGCUUUUGUUUUUAGUUCAAAUAAACGCCACUUUCUGUCUUACUUUCCCUAUUUCUGUGGAUAUAAUCUAAUAAUAUUUUUCAAAGCUGCUAUGGAACUUGUGUGGUUUGUAGUAUUAGAGUCCUCUACUCACUUGAGGGUUGACCACUUGCAAAGUAUUUUGGCAGUUCCUUACUUGGAAAUUGUGCAAUCAUUUUAGAAAACAAAUUAUAUAUAAAAAGGGUCUGAAGUGUAAAAUGUAAGUCUGUUUAUUAAGAAGGUGUAAAAACAAAUAAAGCAAUGCACUGAUAAAUCUGUGAUCUGGUAUGAGUAGGUUGUCAUUUGUUUCAUACACUGCCCUCCUGUCCAUGUACAGUGCAUUAAGAAAGUAUUCAGACCCCUUCACUUUUUAAAAUUUUUGUUACG
Coregonus clupeaformis (lake whitefish) is the source of this 3641-nucleotide messenger RNA. RefSeq names its product ensconsin. The transcript is spliced from 16 exons. The record is from RefSeq and is a predicted model, not a curated record. Gene Ontology annotation, biological process: microtubule cytoskeleton organization. The coding region runs from base 25 to 2427 and encodes 800 amino acids. Gene Ontology annotation, cellular component: microtubule cytoskeleton. NCBI's taxonomy places the organism in Eukaryota, Metazoa, Chordata, Actinopteri, Salmoniformes, Salmonidae.